Messenger RNA from Diabrotica balteata, 2502 nucleotides. NCBI's taxonomy places the organism in Eukaryota, Metazoa, Arthropoda, Insecta, Coleoptera, Chrysomelidae. The record is from the annotation of a GenBank genome assembly.
CGAAUGGUUUCACCAUACGAAGUAAAUGUUUUAGAAAACUGCAUAUUCAAAUGUAUGCACAGUAUUAUUGUUGUUUGAUAUAACAAGAUAUUCAUAUAACCAGAUUUUUUCUUUUGAUUUAAAAAGAUGAGUGACGAUAGUGAUAACUUUGAAUACGUAGAAGACGAGAUAGAUGAUAAAACUCAUGAUAAGCUAGUGGACAACGUUUUAAAGUUAAAUAAGAUUCAGCAUGUGAAAAGUGCACAUAGAACAGAACCUGCAACUCAAGUGUCUGAAUUUAAUCUAGUAAAAUCCCUUAGUUCGAAUAAAAAUUUAGUGCAUGUGAAUGAAUUAACGAGCGUUUUGAAGGGAAGGAAGUCUCUUCAGCUCUCCAAUAAAGUAAAAUCUACAAGUAAUAUUAGCAAAACAUUGCCCAAACCUCUAGAAAAACCACAAGCUGAACGUAUUAAACGAGGUUUAAAUUAUGAGAAAGUGAAAUUAAAAUUGGAUAGAUGGGAAGCUCUCGUUCAGGCUAAUAGAUCAGCUGCGCAAUUAUCAUUCCCUUUAGAUAGUAAUGAGAAAGUAAAGAUCAUUGAGAAAAAGGCUAAAUCUUACCCAUUGUCUUUCAGGGUGAAAUCUGAGCUUCAGAAAAAUUUGGAAAAUAUAGAUUCACAAAUAGAAGAGUAUCACAUAGAUACAGGAGAAAAUAAAGAAGAUGAAGACUAUCCACUUACACUAGAAGAAUUGAAAGAAAAGAGAAAAGAACUAGCCAAACUUCGUGCACACCAGAGUUUUAAAGAAGCAAAAGCUAGACGCCAAAAUAAAAUUAAAAGUAAAAAGUAUCAUAGAAUAUUAAGAAAAGAAAGGAUAAAACAACAGCUUAAAGAAUUUGAACAAUUACAAAAGGUAAAUCCUGAAGAAGCUUUAAAGAAGUUAGAAGAUAUUGAAAAGGCAAGGGCAGAGGAGAGGUUUAGUUUAAGGCACAAAGGAACUGGCCAGUGGGCUCGAAAUAAGCAAGUUAGAGCAAAAUAUGAUAAAGAGAGUCGACAAGAAUUGGCUACACAGCUUGCCCUUAGUAGGGAACUUACGCAAAAACUGAAAUCAGUUAACAGUGAUUCUGAAGAUGAAGGUGCAGUUGAAGAUGAAAUCUCCCAAACAAAUCAAAAAGUAGAUGAAACUAACCCAUGGGUUAAUGGAAUAAAACCAACAAAAGAGGUUGCUGAUUUUGUUAGUGGUUACAGAAAAUACUGGAAUGAAGUUAAUAAAAUCAGUAAUAAAAAUGAGGAAGAAGAAGGAAAUAAACCAGAACAAACAUUGAUCAAUCCAGAUACUAAUGAAAGUGAUAUCAUCAAAAAUAAUAAUAAAAUUGUCCAAGAAAAAAAUGAACGCAUUAAAAAAGUCAAAAAUAAGGAGAAAAAAAAGAUCAAAACAAAUGAAGUAAUUUCUAGCAUUUCCCUACUGAAAAACGAAAAAGGGAAAAGUAAAAAGAAAGAAAAAAUAACGAAAGAAAAUAAAACGAAAGAAAAAACAAAUAUGAAAGAAAACAAGAAGAAAAAAUCAUUAGAUAUGUCGGAAUGGGAAGUUAGUUUUAAUAAAUCUGGAAAUGAUGACAUUGAAGAUAUGUUUGAUUCCUUAGAAGGCAAGAUUAACAAAAACAUUAGUCAAAAAAUUACUAAAAUUAAAAAACAGACCGACACAAAGUCACCAAAGCAAAAGAAAACAAAACUCUCUACCAAGAAAAAGAAAUUUGAUUUAUCUCUUCCUGCGCAAAAGAAGAAACAAAGUUUAGAUGAAAGGAUGAUGGAAGAGACAGCUGACUUAGAUGAAAAUGAUACCAGAACAGAAAAUACUAACAUAAAUGCUCUAAAAAAGAUUAUUGAUUCAAUACCAAGUGCCGAAGAAGAGCCUGUAAAUAUAAAUCCUGAUAAAUUUAUCAAAGUGAAAACAACCCAUUUGAAUACUGCUAUACCAGAUAUCGCAACGACAGAUGAAAACGAAGAACCUGUUAAUCAAAGAGAUCUCGUCAUAGAAGCAUUUGAAGAUGAUGACAUAGUAGCAGAUUUUGAAAAAGAGAAGGCAGCAGAAAUAGAAAAAGACACUCCUAAAGAUAUUGAUCUUAAUCUACCUGGUUGGGGCAGUUGGGCAGGUGUUAAUAUUGACUCUAGCAAAAGAAAACGGAAGAGGUUUAUAAUUAAAAUGCCUAAGAAAUUUCCUAGAAGAGACGAUAAUAAAGGCUCCUUAAUUAUAAAUGAAGACGCUCAGUCAAAGAUUACUCCUUUGUUGGUAUCUGAAGUACCGUUUCCAUUCAAAUCUGUUAAAGAGUAUGAAGCUAGCAUUAGAGCUCCAAUUGGAAACACUUUUGUGCCAGAAAGAGCUUUUAGAAAGUUCAUUGAACCUUCUGUGGUUACUAAGAUGGGAUCAAUUAUUAAACCCAUUGAUAAUGGUAUACUCAUGGGUGUUAAAAAGAUUUAAAUAAAUUAUUAUUGUAUAUAAUAUUAAGACAAAUAUACUUUAUUUUAAAUU